UGGAUAUAAGAAACAGUUUUUUGGAAAAGCACGACGUGAUGAACCUCGAAGAAGUACAUGCAUCAGACUGCGAAAGCGAUGAUGACUUUUAUGUUGAUUUCGUUACUUUAAGCAAGGGCAGCAAAAGGAGUAAAAUUUCGCGGGUAACAAGGCAUUCUGCAGGCGAUAAUAGCGACUACAAGUCUAAGGAAUGUGAUGACCUUAUUUCAGAAGAGGAGUCUGAUAAAUCGCGAUCGGAUGCUUUGUGGGCUGAUUUUCUUGGUGGCGAUAUGACUGAAAGUGUAAACAACCAAAAAACAAAUUAUGCCUCGGAAAAUAGUUCCCAAGAGACUCGUAACAAAAAUAAAAACCGCGGUACGGAAAUAAAAACUCCAAAACACGGUCCCAAAAAAAAGUGGACUCCGCCUAUUUCAAUUUCAAAAAACGGAAAAAUUAAACGCCCAUCCGCUGAAAACGGUAUCGGCUCUAUUAUGAAUAAACUCGAAAAGAAAAAAAACUUGACAGUGCUUGAGAGGUCACAAUUGGAUUGGAAAAUAUUUAAACAAGACGAAGGCAUAGACGAACUUCUGUGCUCGCAUAACAAAGGCAAGGGCGGAUAUUUGGACCGCCAAGACUUCUUGCAGAGAACCGAUCUUAGGCAGUUUGAAAUUGAGAAGAACUUGCGGCUUUCUCGCAGACCAUACUAACCCCUAAACCUACGUCGACUUGGAAGUAAACGCUUUGGUAGCGCAAACUUUAAAUAUAUUACAAAAGAAUAUAUAUAUAUAUAUAGAGUUAUAAAUAUCUUAAAUUAUUUUCUAUACCAGAAUAAAAAAAAUUUUUGAGCGUACACCAAAUUGAAAA
This is a messenger RNA of Drosophila teissieri, 843 nucleotides long. RefSeq names its product craniofacial development protein 1 (gene Yeti). Lineage: Eukaryota; Metazoa; Arthropoda; Insecta; Diptera; Drosophilidae. The transcript is spliced from 2 exons. Bases 39 to 686 code for a protein of 215 amino acids. The record is from RefSeq and is a predicted model, not a curated record.